This is a messenger RNA of Branchiostoma floridae (Florida lancelet), 889 nucleotides long. RefSeq lists its product as uncharacterized. The record is from RefSeq and is a predicted model, not a curated record. The coding region runs from base 215 to 889 and encodes 224 amino acids. The transcript has 4 exons. Lineage: Eukaryota; Metazoa; Chordata; Leptocardii; Amphioxiformes; Branchiostomatidae.
CCCCCUUUAUACACACCGUAGCUGUUUCAUAGGUAAUGUAAAUUUAGUUUAUUUCAGAUAUCACUUCUAUCUUGAUAGAAUCGUGGAACAGAUCGUUAAUGUUGUUGGCUUAUGUCGAUUGAUCAGCGCUAGUUUGGUUAUCUACCUCCUAGCAUAUGUUGGUUAUGUGUUAUUUUAACGCCCUUCCUCUAGUUUAGUAUGCAAUCAUUUAUGCAUGUGUUUGCAAUACAUUUUGCAUUGUUUUAUUUCAAAACAAGACACUAUUAUGGAAUUUCUUCGGCGAACUCUUUUUUUUUGUUUUCAAGACUACCUAGAAGAAACUGAGAUUUGUUACAAAUGUGAUGAUGAGGUGAACAGGCUGAAGGAGAUCAUCACCAACCAGUCCGAACUUCUAGCACAACAGGCCGGACUCCUCUCAACUCUCCAGACUCGCCUGGACAGUGUUGUCGCACGAGUGGACUGUGCCGAGCAGUUCAUGGGAGUCAUUUCUGGACUGUCUGGGGGCGAACCGAUCUGCAGCGAUGUAGGAACGUGGUACAACAGCCCGGCAUACGAGACUAUUGACGAGUACGGCCGUGUGUGGGAGAAGUUCUGGUGGUGGAAGGCCGGCUCACGCUGGUCUGUAGCGAUCACUGACGUGCUUCAGGACAGCUACGGAACAUGUGACCCUGACAGUGACUACUGUAUGGGGAGGUUACCAAGCUGGCUACAGGAGGACAGGACCGAGCUGCUGGCCAAGGACAGCCGCGGGAACGUCUACAAGUGGGGGUUCGACUCCAACAACCCCACCGCUCACGCCGCCUGGCUGGCGUUCUAUGGUCAUCAGGAGACACUUAGCGGACGGAUUGUGAACAACAGGGCCUGGACACCAUCUGUAGGUUGCUUGUAA